AUGACUAGUAAUGAUUUUAAUGAGAGAAUUCAUUUCACUUUUAUUUCUGUGAUCAGCUUACAACGCACCAGUUCACAUGUCCCUGAAACGUUUUGUACAGAACAUAUUCCUCUCAGUAAAAUUCAUCUGAAUCAACAUGGAAUGUUCACAGAUCAUCGUGGAUUCAUUAGAUUAUUUAGAGGGUUUAACAACGUGAGAAAAUCUUUUCCAUGGUAUGAAGAAAAUACCUUCAAUAUCACACAAAUACAAAUGUUUCAGAAUUGGGGUUUGAAUGUUGUUCGAUUAGGUAUUAUGUGGAGUGGAGUAAUGCCAAAUAUAUCAAUAGUGAACACGACAUAUUUAAAUCAAAUUGAAAAGCUGAUUGAUUUAUAUGCUGAUCAUGGAAUUUAUGUGAUAUUAGAUAUGCAUCAAGAUGGAUUAUCUAGCCGAUAUGGUACUUAUGAUGGUAUACCACUUUGGUUAAUUGAUCAGUUUAAAAGACCACCACACUUUUUAGAAGAGCCUUGGCCGUAUAAAAAGUUGCCAGAAUGGGACGGAGCAUAUUAUUUAACUUACGAGUGUACUAAUGCAGCUCAACAGUUAUAUGAGAAUGUAUCAGGUGCCUGGAAUCACUGGGGUGAUUUUUGGGAAAUCGUAGCUAAACAAUUUGGUAAAAAGUCAAAUGUACUUGGUUAUGAUUUGAUUAAUGAACCCCCACCUGGAAACUUUUAUUCUAAUCCAUUACGCGGGUUUUCAGGUUAUGCUGGUCGAUAUAAUCUACUACCAGUUUACGAUUAUCUUGUUGAGAGAAUACGUAAAUAUGACAAUUCAACAUUAAUAUUCUAUGAACCAGUUACAUAUGGGAUAUUUACUCCUCUAAGCCCCUCAGGAUGGUUAGGAACUGGAUUUCGACGUGUUCCUGGGCUAAUCAUGAUAAAUCAGCACAGAAUAAAAACUGAUUAUCCGAAUUCUACAAUGCCUUUUUGGAAGAAAGUUAUAUGUGAUUCGUUUCUCUUACCAAUUGUGAUAUCCAAUGCAAUUAAAGCAACAAAAACAACUGGAGGUGGUAGAUUUUUAACUGAAUUCGGUUUGUGUGGAGAUGAUGGAAAUCCACGUAGUGUAAACACAUUGGAAUGUAAUGCUGUAUUGGAUGAAGCUGAUAAACAUUUUGAAUCAUGGACAUAUUGGGAUGGAAACUUUUUAGAUGAAGUAGGAAAUCCUAUUAAAAGUGAGGUGGAAUCUUUCAUUCGUCCUUAUCCCCAGUCAACAAAUGGGAUAUUUAACAAACAACGAUUCAAUCAUAAAACCGGAAAAUUUAGUUUCUCCUUCAUUACAAACCAGUCGAGUAAUCAGUAUAGUAAGAAACAGAUUUUAAUUGCAGAAAUUUACAUACCAUUAUCUGUACAUUAUCCAAAUGGAUUUUCAAUGAACAUAAAACCAAACAAUUUAAUUACUGAAAUGAAGGGAAAUAUACUGUCUUUAUACUUGCCAACUGAUGUAGGGAAUAAACAUGUACUCGUUGAUAUUGAAAUUGUUAGAAAAUAA
Messenger RNA from Schistosoma mattheei, 1524 nucleotides. Lineage: Eukaryota; Metazoa; Platyhelminthes; Trematoda; Strigeidida; Schistosomatidae. The record is from the annotation of a GenBank genome assembly.